UUUUAUUUGAUUACAAUAAUUGGAUGAAAUAACAGUUUUUGAUAAAUCGUUUAUGUUGAAGAAGAUUAGUGCAAAUGUGUUGUGUAACUUUCGGGAUUUAAUUUUUAAUUUAUUCUUAAAAUGGACAUGAUAAUAUACCUCCUUUUAUUGUUUGUGUUGACAAUAGGAGCACUAACACUAUAUUUCUUCAUUCUGGACCACCUUUGGAGUUUGUUACAGCUAGCGAAUGCCUUUCUUGCACCGCUUUUCCUUCCAAACAAAGACGGGUCGUUGUCUAAAAAAUAUGGUCCAUGGGCAUUAAUUACUGGAUCCACAGAUGGAAUUGGAAAAUCGUAUGCGUUUGAAUUGGCCAGAAGAGGUCUAAAUAUCGUGUUGGUCAGUAGAAGCUUGGAGAAACUCAAUAAAACACAACAAGAGAUAGAAUCACUUUAUCCUAUUAAAACGAAAAUAGUCCAAGCAGAUUUUUCCCUGGGCAAAAAGGCAGUCGACAUCGUCAAAGAAAAAGUGGAACAAUUGGAAAUCGGCAUUUUAGUUAACAACGUUGGCAAACAGUACCAAUACCCCAUGUACCUUGGCGAAGUACCAGAAGAAGAACUCUGGGAUAUAAUAAAAAUUAAUGUUGGUGCCACCACUUUAAUGUGCAGAGCGUUUAUCGGAGACAUGAAGUUGCGUCGAAAAGGAGCUAUUGUCAAUAUAGCUUCUGGUUCUGAACAUCAACCGUUGCCUUUGAUGAAUGUUUAUGCAGCGUCAAAGACUUACAUAAGAAAUUUUACACGAGCCCUCCGCUACGAAUACAGUUCCGAUGGAAUAACUAUACAACAUUUGGCUCCCAUGUUCGUAGCGACAAAAAUGAACAGUUUCAGCGACAGAAUUUACCAGAAAAGCUUAUUCGUGCCCGACCCCGAUAGCUAUGCUCGAUAUGCUGUAGCUGUUUUGGGUAAACUGGACGAAUCUAGUGGGUAUUGGGCUCACGGGAUACAAACUUUCUUGGUAACUUUGCCACCGGAAUGGAUAAGGAUGUACAUUGGAGGAUACAUGAACAACUUGUUUAGGGAAGAUUAUCUCAAGACGGAGAGUUUAAAAAAUAGUGAAGCUGAUAAAAAUAAGAAGGUAGCUUAAUUAUUUUGAUUGAUUGCUGUAAAAAAUUCUAUAGAAUUUUAUUUUGGAUUUUUAAUUACAGAUAUCGUCAAUAGAACUGAUUUAAUAAUGCAUUAUUUCUAUUGUAUUUUUGUUAUAAAUAAACAGGUUUGUUCCAACAUGCAUAGAAAAGCCUGUAUUUAGGAUCAAUUAUUCAAUUGCUAUUUUGAAGUUUGAAGUUUGAAGUUUUACCUAGAGUUAAAGAUAGGUAGGUAAUUGCUGCACUUAACUAUAGGGAGAUGCUGAGAUUAUGCUUCGAUCCAGAAAAUUUAGUUUUUAUUUAUUAAAUUUGUGAUUGAACUGAGGGACAAAAAUAAAUGUUUUAGAUUUUUUUUUAUUGUAAAUCGUGCUCUGAAUUUUUUGUUAAAAUAAAGUUUAAGAAAUA
Messenger RNA from Ceutorhynchus assimilis (cabbage seed weevil), 1522 nucleotides. The record is from the annotation of a GenBank genome assembly. NCBI's taxonomy places the organism in Eukaryota, Metazoa, Arthropoda, Insecta, Coleoptera, Curculionidae.